CACAAGGUCUUGUUUUGUUGCGCCUGCGCUUUUAAUGUUUUCCCGUCCAUGUGUAGGCGAAUCACGUGUGGAGAGACCGUUGAUCGUCAUGUCUCUGCUGUAGCAAAGAUCCGUGCUAGAUUUUAUUAUUUGCCUCCAGUUGUCGCUGCACUUUGUUUUGACAGCUGCUUGUUUUCUUUUCUCGUACCUGUUUACCGAAGAAUGAGCGAAAACGAUGACAUCGAAGUCGACAGCGAUGCAGACAAGCGAGCCCAUCACAAUGCGCUUGAGCGCAAACGCAGGGACCACAUUAAAGACAGCUUUCAUGGUUUACGAGAUUCCGUGCCUGCUUUACAAGGGGAGAAGAGUUCUGUCAAACAGGCUUCCCGAGCACAGAUUCUAGACAAAGCCACCGAGUACAUCCAGUACAUGAGGCGAAAAAACCAUACCCACCAGCAAGACAUUGAUGACUUAAAGAAGCAGAAUGCACUGUUGGAGCAACAGGUCUUUGUCUCUCUGUCUGUGGGUACUGCAGUUCGUGCACUGGAGAAGGCGAAGGGGAACACUCAGCUCCAGACAAACUACUCUUCUGACAGCAGCUUGUACACAAACCGCAAAGGCAGCGCGGUGUCUGCCUUUGACGGCGGGUCCGACUCCAGCUCUGAAUCAGAGCCGGACGAGCCGCCCAACAGAAAGAAGCUGCGCGUGGAGCCCAGCUAGACUCGGUUCGUCUCCCCCCGGUUCUCCAAACAGACUCUUUUUGCCCACCAGCCCCAACUCCUCUCACCUGUCCACACUCAGUCCUGCAUUCUAACGCCAGUCCAGAAGACAAGGUGGAGACUGUGUGAGAGAGGUGCUAUUAUGUAUAAAACGCUUCUACCUUCCUUUUUUCUCCUAGUAGGCAUCCUGUCACUCCGUUCGUGGCCCAGCAACAACUUUUUAAGACCCCCAAAGUGAGGCAGCUCUGCAGUUUUGAAGGACUCUAUGCUUUUUUUUUUUUUUUAAACCUCAUGAUAACCAUUCAUAAUCAAAUGUGGAGACGACAAGGUAUGACGCUUUAGUAAAGCUACACAAAAUAUAUUGGUUUUUUUUUUCUUCUCUCAUGGUUGUUUUGGACAACGUCUCUGCAAUCUGUUGGGGUUGUGAGACUUUUUUGACUUUUUGACAAAAUGGUAAUUAGGCAUAGUUUACCUUUUUAAUAUUCAUACUUUUCCAGAAAAGAAUGUGAAGUUGCUUUUGAAAAGAAAAUGUCUGUUAUGCAAGAUGCAACCCUCCUUAUUCAGUGUAGGUGGCUGAAGUUUUUUGUCUUUGAAAAUGUUUGUAUAAUCAAAUGAAUCCCUCUAUUUAUAGUGACUCACCGAAAUUGAUUUCCUACCCUUAUGUCUGGUCUCCCUUAUGUUUGGCUUGAGAUUUUCCAGAGAGCACAGGAGGAUGAACAAGUUGACCUGCUGUUUUAGUGGAUUUUCCACAGGCUCAACUAUUUAUUUUCCUCUAUUUUUAUUAUCAGAUAAAAUGUAGGUAUACAAAAAAAAUAUCCCCUAAUGGAUACUGAAUGUUAGGCAAUGCAGUUAAAGGGCAGUGACCUUUUAUUUUUGUUAAUGAAAGUCCAUUUCAGUGUGUGGUAUAUAACACUGUAUACUCUUUAAUGGUGUCAGUUCUGCAAAGAAAAGCCUUCCCUUGAAAUAUUUGCCUGUGCUGGGAACGUUUGUCUUUCUUUCUUUCUUUUCUUUUUGCAGAAGUAAAUUAGUGUGUAUGUAAUCAAUAUUUGUUUGUUCCAUUCCAUGGAAAUUACAGGUAUGUUGUACAUACUGCCAACGGUUGUCUUGCAAGUUAAGGCAAACCUUUAUUAUGAGACUAUAAAUAAAACUAUUUUAUCCUUUUGGGAUGUA
Molecule: messenger RNA, 1868 nt
Organism: Sander lucioperca (pikeperch)
Lineage: Eukaryota; Metazoa; Chordata; Actinopteri; Perciformes; Percidae
Product: protein max-like
Exons: 4
Coding region: 49-699 (216 amino acids)
Biological process (GO): positive regulation of transcription by RNA polymerase II
Cellular component (GO): RNA polymerase II transcription regulator complex
Molecular function (GO): protein dimerization activity; DNA-binding transcription factor activity
Source: RefSeq, a predicted model, not a curated record